Caenorhabditis auriculariae is the source of this 7838-nucleotide messenger RNA. The record is from the annotation of a GenBank genome assembly. Lineage: Eukaryota; Metazoa; Nematoda; Chromadorea; Rhabditida; Rhabditidae.
AUGCAAAGCGAGGAAUAUUCCAUGUCUUUGCCAAGAAAGAGGGACUCGUUGAUGGGUUUUUCCGAGUUUUACCGGUCCGCCACUUUGAGACCUAAACGUAGGAAUGCCAGCACGGCCACUGUGAACAGACUCAGUGGUAAGAGUUGAGGAACAUAUAAAAAACAGUGAAAAUUGUUUAAACUUCAAAUGAAGUACAGAACUACUCCGAGACUUUUUUGAAAAAUGUUUUUAUAGUUUGAAGUUUUUCAGUGUCUUCAAUGAGCUCGCGGCUUUCAAUGCCACCUCAACAGGGUCCGGUGAUGAACAGACAACCUGCCAAAAAAGUCGCUCUACCUGUUGUCCCUGGGACAUCCACAUUCAAACAAGGUUCGGAAUCCCAAUUAGGCAUCUUAAAAAUGAUUUUACAGUGGAAAUGAACCGAAACUUGCGCACUCCAAUGAGCAGUUAUCGUUCUUCGUCUGGUAUGAGCGACGGUAGCAGCGAUAGUCAGAAUGGGAACAGGUGCUAACAUUUUUUUUUGAUAUCUUGAUUUUAAGGUAACAAUUUUCUCGUAGUUUCAGGAUUCACUACAACUAGUCAAAAGCAACAAAAUGUCAAAAUUUUGCUUUUCAAAGUUAUUCAUUGAAAAUACACUUGUACCAACUUUUACUCAAAUUUUGUCAAUAGCUCAUUUUUCCUUUCAGAAGGCUCAACUCCAGCAUGUCCCAAUCAACAUUUUCGGGCUAUGGAACCAACUUGGCAUCUCUUCUUGGAAUGAAAACGCAAGGUAUGUUUAGUGAAAUAUCCAUGUAUCUUUCUUUCCUAUCUUUUUUCAUUGGAAAACAAUCCUCAACUACUGUACGAUGAUAAUUGACCCUUUGGGUCUCUUUUCGCGGCGUCCAAGUAUAUCAAAAGAUCUGCCACGGUCAGCGAUCUGGCACGCAAAUAUCCGUUCGGCAAGCAUCAAAGGGAAUAAUUUCUGAUUAUAAAACCGCACCUUUUCAUUUUUCGCUCUAAUGAAAGUGUAUGGUAAUAUUACAGUUUCUGUUUGUAGUUUAUCCUGAAGUUUCUGUAAAAAUCUUUUUUUUUGACUCUGGUAUAGAGAAAAAUGUAGAAAUACUUCAAGUCGUUCAAACAAGACACUAGGAAAAAAUCUAUACCUUUGGUAACCACAUUCAAAAAAACCCUAUUCUGAUAGUAAAUCUAUCUUUGCUCGGAAAUAACUCAACUGAUGUUCAAGAAAUAUGUAUUAGUAUUUUUUAUAGAUUCUUUAUGAAAAAAAAAAUUUGAAGCUUAGAAUCUCAGCAUUUUUUACAUUGCUGCGAAGUAAAUAAAAAAAAAAUCAUAAAAAUCAAAGUGUAUUUAUUAGGCAGUUUCGAACAGCUGGAGAUGGCAUGAGAGACUUCGCUGAAGUCCUAUGCGCGCGACUGAGCUUGACUUGUAGCGUGGGACGGCAGCGUUGAAAUUCAGAAUGCGGUUGAUUGUCGCACAUGAAUUGUUUCGAAAUCGCCGAUUCAGGCCAUUUCGGCUUCCUUGUUCGAAUUUUAGUCUUUAUAUUCCACAAAAAUCACAAAAUAACGAGUUUUUGAGUUUUCAUCACUCCUUGAAAAAUAUUUUUUUGAGCUCGUUAUUUAAACAUCAAAUGAAUGAAGCCCAGAAUCCAUUUUCUUCAAGCACAUUUUUCGAUCAAACAUUGUUAAAAAAAGUUCAAAAAAACUCCUUUCUAUUUUGUUCUAGUCGCACUUGCAAGUUUUUUUAUUCAGAAAAAAACAAACAGCUAUUUGUUUCAAAAAAAAUUUUUUUAACAAGUUGAGAGUUUAUGAGCAUCUUCCCUGAUUUUUUUGUAUUAUAAAAAAAUUUUUCCGGUCCGCCUCAAAGAAUAUAGAAGUCAUGAAAACUAAUCUGGAGAAAAGUGCAGAUUUCGAGAGAAAAUUUCAUGAGAGAGCGGCUUUUUCGCUUGGUAGGCUGGUUUUGCAUGUGCCACACAUAGUAUGAUGCGCGUAAUGACGUGCGGCGCGCGAAAUCAGGCAGAUGUCGGCCGCAAAAGCUUCUUGGCAACCUUUCAAAACAAAAGAAAUUCGCGCGCUCAGCUAGCCUUUUUGUGAGAAGCGGUUCCCGUUUCCAGCUUUUCAUGCCGUCUUUUACAAUCGUCGGUCCAGAUCGGCCAGAUGUCGUGGCUCAUAACAGAUCCCAUUCCGAUCGGAUUCUCGCUCUCUCUGCACUUUUUGCCCUGACCACUGCUUUUUUCCCCGUUUUUCCAGUCUUUGAAUUUUUUUUCAGUGCUUUUUCUGAUCAAAGGCCUUUUUUUUAAUUUGGCGAAAAUUUUCGAUGAAGGUUUUUUUUUCUGCAUUUUUGGACACGUUCGCUUCCCCAUAUCUGAAAAAAAAAACUACGGGAAGGAUUAAAUGUUGAAAUCAGCUCGUGCGUAAAUUGUUCUGUUUUUGAAUGUCUGAGCAAUUUAGUCAUUAUCCGAAAAAACCCCUUGCCUUAAAAAAAAUCUUGUUUUUGAAGGGAAGUCUUUAAGAGACGCAUAAAACGAUUCUGAGAGCUCAAGUAUCUUUUUUUAGAAAUCAUUAUUACUCUCUUUUUUUCUGUAAAGUUUGACUAUAAUAAAAAAAUUUUAAACUUUUUAAUGUUUGGCAAUUGGAACUUCUAUGAUAAUCUUUUUUUGGAUUUAUCUUCAAAAUGUUCCAGAAAAGUUUAAAAUUAUAAGCCCAAGGACCAAAAUUAACAUUCGGCAUUUUUUUGAUACAACAGAUUUUUCAAGAUGUACUAUGCGAAGGUGCGGGAAGGCGUCAGGUCGCCCAGCUCUGCUCAGGUUACCUUUAGAGCUUGCCUUCGCUGCACAGGAGCCGGAUUUCCUUCCAAUUGUUGCAAUGUGCUCCAGCUCGUGUUCCAGCAUCUCAUGUUGUUUCGUUCUUUCCCAUUCAUUAGGCGCUUUCCUCAGGUCGGAUAAAAUUUCUUCUGUUUUUUGCUGCUGGUAAGAGGAAAAACGUUUCUUUUCUGGUUUCACGUGCUCAGCUUUAGUUUAGCUAGGACUUGGAAAUGCAAACUUUUUCUAUACUAGGCUUAGAAAAUAAUUUAUUAUUCAGCUAUACUAAAAUUUUAACACGCUAGUGACCAGUCCAAGCUGGAAGUUUUUCUUAUUUUUUUCGCUUUAUUAUUUGCAAAAAAAGGAAAAAUUUCUAAGCUAUGAGUUUAAAUUUUUCUUCUCGAGUUUAAAACUAUGAAGAUUUUUUUGCUGUAGCUGUAGUUACUUCAAAAAUUCACAUCUUGCGAGCUUCUCUAAAUUUAAAGAAAGCAGUUUUUCGUGCUCAAUCGUUCAAGCCUAAUUUUUUAUCAAAAAAAAACAGAAAGUAGGGAGAUUUGAUCUGGAAAAUUUUUUGAAGUAGAUUCAGAAUAUCGCUUGAUAUUGUUCGAUCACCUAAUCUCCCUAAUGAAAACUGUUUCCGUCUUGAUUUUUUUUUGAGAUCAGAUUAAAACCAAAGUUCUCCCACUAAUUGAUCAUACCGGUAACUGGAAAAGGCGCAAAAAAGAUCAAUCAAGCUUUUUCUUCCAAUCUUCCAAUUGUAAUGAUGCCGAGCCAAAAUUAUUCAUGCGCGGCGGGGGUGCGCCCACGGGUCAACAAUAUUCAAGCCAGAAUUCGAUUGACUGGAAGGAACGUGUGGUUGGACGCUUGGGAAAUAUUAGGAGCGUUGCGAUGAAAGGCGGCUUGGCGUCGUCGUUUCGAGCUUGCGGAAGCAUCAAGUAUGCAUGCGGCAAGGCGACUUCCUUUCCGAACACCUUGAGUUUCAUCCUGAUGUCUGCCUUCACUGCUUUAGUGUAACUCUUACGAGAAAAUUUUUCCGGGUCCUAGUUGAAAAAAAUGAUCAUAUACGAAUUUAUUUUCGCUUUAAUUUGCUUAUUUUUUUCAAAUUUUUAUCAGGACUUCACAAAGAAAUUUUUUUCUUUCAUUUCCAACUAAGAAGUAUAUCUUCACGCAGGUAAGUUGGGAAGCUUCUGCUUUCAGUUACUCGUAAGACGCUUGGAAUUUUUCCAGAAUGUGGUCAAAUUCCUGCCACAUAUCUUUCCAACUCCUCUGGAAGGCUUCUGACAGGCGUUUUUAUUUUUUACGUUCCAAAAGCCUUCCAACCUUCUUCCGAACACCUCCCUAGGCUUUUCAAAACCUGAUUGAUACGCCUUUUUGACCGUCUCAUUUUUUCAAAAAAAAUAUUUUGUAUGGUAUCCUGUCUACCAGCUUCAGUAAUGUGAGACCCAUUUUGAAUAGUUUAGACAAAUUCUCCAAAUUUUGUCGCUUUUUUCCUAUUCCUCCGUUAAACCAUUCCAUAAUUUUUCGAAAAAAAGUCAGCAGGCCUGUCAUUCGCAGAUUCCUCAACAUUUACUCUUCUUUUUGAAACUAGCAAAAAAUGCAAGUCAGCUCGUAAUUGGCGCCCUUAAUUGCUCUUAUUCGCUUCCCGCAGUUUUUGCACCUUUCUUCGACUUUUCCAAUUUGAUAAAGGCUUGUUCUGCUUGCCUGCCCGCAUCCAUUUGGGUGAAAUUGGCGUCAAAAACAAACAGACAUGAAAAGAAGCCCUUUAACAUGCGUAGAAAAAGCAUGCGAAAUGGACUUUUUUUCCGUAUGGGAUAACGAUUUCGGCGCUCAUUUUUUAUAAUACGCGGUGUUUUUCCUCUCUCCAAAUUGGCCCUUCUACGUUUCCCAUAGGUUGGACACAUGUAUACUCACUAGGAAUAAUAUCUCCAAAUUCAUUGAGGGCUUUUCUCGCUUUUCGUUGACUUUAUUUUCGGAAGUUUUCAAUAUCCUAAACAGAAUUUGAUGAAAGUUUUUUUCGAUUUUUAAUUUUCUUCAUAACGAACUGAAAAGCACAUGGAUCCUCUGGAAUUUACCGAGAAAUAACCAGCGCGGCCACUCAAACUAGCUUUGGGUGAUUUUCUCGCCGUUUUGCCUCACUUAUGGGUCUGAUUCGAUUUGCUGCAUCAAACGUGAGCGCAAGCUCUUUUUUGAGCGCUCCCGUGUGCUUUCAAAUCCGCUUUUCAGACUUUCAAUGUUCCUUUUUACUUGACGUUCAAUUCUUUUGUCCCUUUUUGAUGUCUCUUAAUUCGAUCAAUAAUGCGGAUAUGAAAUUCUCUCAGAGAAUGAAUCUUCGAAAUAUCUUCUGACGUUUGCUUUGGCUCGAAAAAUUAGGCUCGGAAGUCUCUUUCUUCCUAUCGCAAGCUGUUUUUUUUCCUGAAGAAUGCUCAAUACAUUUUUGAGUGAAUAAAAAAACGUUUUCAGCUAUGACAACGUUCCCAUCGACAUCAACACUUCCGUUGACAUCGACGACGUCUCCGUCGGACUCUCAUCGUAUUUCAACAGGCUCAAACUCGAGCUAUGGGAGUUCCGGCUUCGAGAGCAUGAAAGUGAGUUUGCUGUUUCUUUUCAACCUAAACUUUCUGAAUACAGUGCUCUGCCUCCGCGUCUUCAUCUUCGUCUUCUUUCCAUCACGGAGGUGUCUCGGACGCCACUCCCAGCAGGACUAGCGUACAUUCUAGCGGAAGCGCUGGAAGGUUGGAAUAUUUCCAAAUAUACUUUUUAUUGUUCAUUUUCAGCGGUUCUUCAUCCUUAGCUUCCACGUCGGCCCACACAUUGGAUGAAUCUUUCCAUUCUUCAUCUUUCGUCAGCAUCAAUGUGACUGGAAUGGUAGCCAACGGAGUGCCAGAAGCUGAAAUUCUUGCGAAUUGGCUAGACAGCUUGAAUAUGAGCGAAUAUCUGAGCAUGUUUCUCAAACAAGGCUACGAUUUAUCUUCCAUCGGUGGGUUUUUGAUCAAAAAGCUCAGAGAAAAAACCACUUUGAUUCCGAAAUUCAACUUUAAAAAUGUCUCAAUUGCAGCUCGAAUCACGCCAGAAGACCUGCUGAGCCUAGGCGUGAAAAACCCCGAACAUAGGCGCAGAUUGAUGGAUGAGAUCCAUUCUUGGCAGAUCACCGACAGUUGGCCAUCUGUGAUCCCGCCGAGCGGCCUCAGGUUCGUUAUUUUAACGAGUAUGGGUCUCUUCCUGAGCUUUUUCGGGGUUAUUAACUUUUCGAGUUUCAGAGAAUGGCUUGCGGCGAUUUCCUUGAGCGAAUAUGUCGCAGUCUUCGAAAGCCAAGGCUACGACACAGUGCAAGAUGUUCUGAAUCUCACGUGGGAGGAUUUAGAAGAUAUCGGCGUGAAACGUCUGGGUCAUCUCAAAAAGACUGGGUCUGGCCGUCAAGAAAAUUAAGGUUUGAAAAAAUUGCAACUACUCUGCAGAAAGUAUUAAAACGUAGAAAGAGCCGCUUCAUUUUUUCUUUGCAUGAAAUAGUGGAUUUCUUUAUCAGAUAUCAAUAUUUCUCACCAUCUCUCAUGUUCAAUUCAUCUCACUAUAUCAAAAAAAUGUAUAGAUUAUCUAUGACAUUAGUUGUAUUUUUUGUUCUGUAAAGUUUUCCGACUUUCUAAAUUUUUGAUGCUCAGAAGCUGAAGUUUGACAGAAUUCGAUUAUAGGACCACCGCCGAGGAAUGUCGACUCUCGAGUGCAUCACGGCCGUUCCGAGCCAAACGAGCCACGGCGCAGUCCAAGUUCCUUCGCCUUUGAUGCCCGCGAGGACGUUCGAGCGCGGAGUUCAAAGCCCACGGUUUGAAACUUCUCAUUUUUUAAAACCAUUUAAAUGUUCAGAAUGAAUGAUCCUCCGCCUCCAGCGCCAUCAAGCUUUUAUCAACCAAAGACUGAUUUGCAUGACAAAAUUGAUUAUAUCAGUUACACGCGAGGUUCAAAGGUCUGUGAGAAUUAAAAUGAAUUUUGAUGGAGGAUUUGAAUAAUGAGUUCAGGUUGCCCCAGUUCCUCCCGCGAGACAACAGACUCAGUUCGAGAAGCUCGCCGGGAAUCGCACAGUUAUCGAUCCACUCUUCAAGGAAGUUAGUAGAGCCGCCAAUAGAAGUUUUUUUUGGAAAAUGUGAAAAAAACCUCUUGAAAAAAAAUUUACACAUUUUAAUUACUAAAAUGUUUCAAGAUACCAUGAAAAUUCCGAAACUUUGAUGAAAAAAAAUGAUGAAAAACAGAGCCAAAAAUAUUGGGAUUCUAGGAAAACACGAGAAUCCCUUUUGUGUAUAGGAAUAUCAAAGAUAAAUUGAAGUAUUUUAUGAAAGAAAACUUUGGUAUGAGUCCAUGAUCUCAAUUAAAUUUUCAGGAAGAGCCGAUCCGUCUGAACCUUGUUCAAGCUGGGAAAAUCCUCAGUGAUCUGAGCAGAGAAGAAAAGAAGAAAGAGCGCGAGUUUCCGUCUUCGUUCGACUUUGACGGUUGUCCUCCACCUCCAGGUACUUUUUUAUUUCAAAAAAUGAGCGAUUCCAUUUCUGAAGUUUGCAUACAUCCCUGUUUCAGCUCCAUUGUUCUGCGACUCGAGUUCUCUGCGAAUGUUACAAGGACCUUUCCGGUCUUCCCUCUGCAGCAAUGACUCCGGCACCAGCAUCGACCAACUGCCUUUUGCCAAUGAAAAUUGUGGAACUAUCAAGUGGGUCUUGAUGAAAUCAGCAUUUUCUAAUUUUUUUCUGUUUUCAGAGCCCGUGAGCCCGUGAGAGCGCCUGAACCAGCAAUGAUUGCUCCAGGAGUACAAGUUCCGACAGAAGCCUCCAGGAAUUCAGGGUGAGUUUCGUUUGAAAGUCGUCAGGAAUUUGUGAAUCUUUUCCAGAUGAGAGUUUAAAAUCAUGAUUUCAGAGAGAAGCCGCCGAUGCAGCGACAGCCUUCCACGACGAACGGCAACGUGCUGACGGACAUCGGCUUCAUGCUGCAGAACUUGACGGACGAACUCGAUGCCAUGCUUUUUUCAAAGCAACCGAACUCCCAACCGAACUCUUUUCCUAAAAAUUAA